This is a messenger RNA of Mesocestoides corti, 1731 nucleotides long. The record is from the annotation of a GenBank genome assembly. Lineage: Eukaryota; Metazoa; Platyhelminthes; Cestoda; Cyclophyllidea; Mesocestoididae.
AUGUCUGAAGUUUAUUCUUUGUUUUUAAUGGAGGCUGUCAUGCAGAAUAAUGGUGUUCUUUCACUUGAAGAUGCCUGGCGCUGCUUCUUUUUGCAGUUUCCUAAUAUAUGGAAUAAUUAUAUUGACUUUGAGUCAUUUGUGCUAUCACAACACGUACUAUUCGAAAUUCACAACAAUUACGUUUAUCUGAAAGACCUGCAAACCGCCGACCCUAGCGUUCUUGUUCCUACCGGUUCUAACACUGUGAUCCAACUUACACCUGCAACUGUGUAUCCGCCACCUUUGCUCCAAUCGCAAACUUUUUCUGCUGAAACUGAGGCUGUUAAGUAUUUUCAACGACAGAUUAGUCGACGAAAUGAGACGUGGAUCCCCAUAAAGAGUCUGGCAGGCCACCUUUCUCAAGCGUCCCCUUCAAUUCGAGCAGUUGUUGGGCCGCAGUCGGAUUUUAUGUCUUUCCUAUUGCGUCAUCCCCGUGUUUUUGAGGUUCAAGGUGACUUAGUGAGCCUACGUGAUGAUCUUAAACUUAACCUCCUCUUACGCCCGACGUCGCAUUUUCGACAGAGUGCUUCUAGACGAAAUCGACCCCAGUCAAUGCUUAUUCCGUCACCUCCAUGUGCAGUUCAUGGAGCUAUUGGCAUAUCAGACUACUUAAACAUACACCCACUGACUUUGCAAUCAAGUCAAAACCCAGCACAUUACCAGUCUUCGUCAGUGUCCCCGGGUGAACAGAAAUCGCCAUUUACUAUUUUCAUAUCGGUACUCGACUACGUUGCUGUGAUGUGGCUACGCAAGACGCUCAACAAAUUUGGCGGUUCAUCGAAACGGGGCGUUCCUUUGCAAACUUUGAUGCAAGAGCUUAUUUCGGCACCCAAGAACGUCAGGGAUGCCACCGGCUGGACUCAAAUUGAGGUUACGGAAUUCCUUUCGAAAUUUUCCCAACUUUUUGAAGUCGAUGAAUUAGCGUGCAAAAACAAAUUGCUGGAUAAAUCGAACACAACUUUUGUUAUUGUGGACUCUACGGGUACCGACAGUAACGUCUUAUCGCUUGUUAAUCGGAAAGGUGUCGCUUAUUGCGUAGCCAAAUCCUGGGGAAUCAUUGAUCUUGGUCAACAUGAACAUGUCUUUUUUGACCGGUCUCUGUUCAAACAUGUCGAAAAUUUGACAAAGCACUUUACGGUUGGCGAGACUCUUUACUUUAAUGCGAUUCUUGCGCCGAAAGAAUCUCGCGCUAAAUGGCGUGCCACCCACGUGUGGAAGGAGUCCGACGUUUUGGCAGCUCAGCUCUCAGGACUUGUUCUGCCAACCGAGCAUUGUCCCUCAUCUUCAGAAGAAAACUCUGAUUCCGGCGUUCAGGAUGCCACCGUGAAGAAAUCGCCGACCGCCGACUACAAUGCUGCGCCUGAUUUCGAAAAGCUUCUUAUUGACCCUGAGUUCAAUGUCGUUCGGCUUGACACCACCGGUACAGAUAAGCUGCUCAUCUUGCAAGAGCCGGAGAACAUUGCGGACAGCGACGAUGAUGAGCUAGGUGGUGAACACAGUGACCGCAGCAGCUCGGAUCUGAACACCAUGUCCGAUAUUCCCAGUAUCUCCUCGUGUUUACCAGACGCUGGACAUGCGCAGGGGUCAAAUGCAGCCCCAGGUGAGAGUUUUGUCUCGUCGGGCACACAGACUUACUCAACUGGGGACAUCCUUGCAAAGCAAGUUUACCACGAAGGUAUUUCCAGUGCGUAG